Molecule: messenger RNA, 2415 nt
Organism: Panicum hallii
Lineage: Eukaryota; Viridiplantae; Streptophyta; Magnoliopsida; Poales; Poaceae
Product: NADPH:adrenodoxin oxidoreductase, mitochondrial
Exons: 15
Coding region: 712-2208 (498 amino acids)
Molecular function (GO): oxidoreductase activity
Source: RefSeq, a predicted model, not a curated record
GCCCGCCCGCCAGGCCGCCGCCGGCCCGCCAGGCCGCCGCCGCCGCCACGCGCCAGGCCGCCGCCGCCCGCCCGCCCCUGCGCCACACGCCAGGCCGCCGCCGCCCCUGCGGCCUGCGCCACGCGCGGUGGGAGACCGGGGAGCGGCGACGCGGCAGGGACCUCCUCGUCGCCGUCGACUUCGGCCCCAAGCCCCCAACUCCAAGCACGCCUUCGACUGGGCGCUCGCGCACAUCGCGCGCAUCGCCGACACGGUCCACCUCGUCCACGCCGUCUCCAGUUUACUUGACCUCUGAGCCAUACCUUGAUUUUGCCGCGUCCUCCGCCACUGCCUCCCCCCGACGCCGAGGCUUCGCCGCCGGCCACCGCAGACGACGAGCAGCGCCGGCCACCGCCUGCCCCCGGAACGGAGCCACCGCCGGACGCGAUCUUCUGCGCGCCGCCGCCCCUGCCGCCGCCGCCACCGGAUCCGCGUCCCCUGCCGCCGCCGUCCCCGCCCCCGGAUUUGCCGCUGAUCGCCCCACCCCCGGAUUUUCCCCUCCGCCCGAUUUGUGCGCCCGCGGGGCUGGCCGCGACGCCGCUCGGCCGAGCGCGUGACGGGACGCCCAGGCGCCCUCUCCCACCCCCGUUGAGCCCGCUCAUCCCCCUCAACACCGACGCGCCUAGGCCCUAGGCUGCCCCUCCCCUGAACAGCACUCUCGGCGCAUCUGAGAUGGCCCGCGCUCUGCGGCUCCUCUCCCGCACGGUGGUGAGGCUGCGGCCGCUGCCUGUCCAGGGGCCGACGAGGGGCUUCUCCGCCUCCGUGCAGGAGCCGUUCCACGUUUGCGUCGUUGGCAGCGGCCCCGCAGGGUUCUACACCGCCGACCGGAUGCUGAAGGGUCAUGAAGGAGCACAAGUUGAUAUCAUUGAUAGGCUCCCCACACCAUUUGGCCUAGUCCGUUCUGGAGUCGCUCCAGAUCAUCCAGAAACAAAGAUUGUGGUAAAUCAAUUUUCUCGUGUAGCUGCAAAUGGCCGCUGUUCAUUCUUUGGGAAUGUAACACUCGGAAGGGAUGUCUCUCUAUCAGAGCUUCGCGAAACAUAUCAAGCUGUGGUUCUUGCUUAUGGAGCAGAAAGUGAUAGGUCACUUGGUAUUCCUGGAGAGGAUCUGAAAGGAAUUCAUUCAGCUCGAGAGUUUGUGUGGUGGUACAAUGGACAUCCAGACAUGUGCGACUUGUCUCCUGAUUUGAAAAACACACAAUCUGCUGUUGUCCUUGGUCAGGGAAAUGUAGCUCUUGAUGUUGCUCGCAUUCUUUUACGCUGUAAAACAGAGUUGGCUACUACAGAUAUUGCUGAUUAUGCGUUGGAUGCUCUAUGUGGCAGCACUAUAAGGAAGGUAUACUUGGUUGGGCGACGGGGUCCAGUACAGGCAGCUUGCACAGCAAAGGAGCUGCGUGAAAUUCUAGGUUUGAAAAAUGUUCGUGUUUGCAUCAAGGAGGCUGAUCUCGCUACUUCACCUGCAGAUGAGGAGGAGAUGAGGAGUAGUAGAAUCCAAAGAAGGGUUUACGAGUUGCUGUCCAAAGCUGCAAGUGCACAUAGGGACAACAGUUGCAAUGACCAAAAGGAGCUUCAUUUUGUGUUUUUCAGGAGACCAACCCGGUUCACCCCUUCAGAAAAUGGUUCCACGGUUGGUGCUGUUGAACUUGAGAAGACAGCUUUAAAAGUUGAUGAAGUAACUAGGAAGCAGGUGGCAGUAGGAACUGGUGAGUUUGAAGACCUAAAAUGUGGUCUGGUCUUGAAAAGUAUUGGUUACAAAUCCUUGCCUGUACAAGGUUUGCCUUUUGACAAAAUCAGAGGAGUUGUGCCAAACUUGAGAGGUCGAGUCAUGAGCAGUGAAUCAGAGACUGCCACGGUGGAAACAGGGCUGUACGUUGUAGGAUGGUUAAAGAGAGGACCCACUGGGAUUGUUGCGACAAAUCUCCACUGUGCUGAAGAAACAGUGGCUAGCAUCCUUGAAGAUGAUAGGAAGGGCGUGUUAAGGGCCCCAUCUGAUUCGAAGAAGCAUGGAAGGACAGGACUUGUUGAGAUCCUAGAACAAAAGAAUGUCCAUUUUGUGCCAUUCAGUGGUUGGGAGAAGAUUGAUUCCAAGGAAAAGAUGGCAGGGCAGCUGAGAAACAAGCCUAGAGAGAAGAUCACAACCUGGGAUGGGCUGCAGAAAGCUGCAAACGAGUAAAAUUAGGAUGGCCCUCCCAGAAAUUUUGUUUCCAUGUGUUUGUAUCAAAGAAUUGCACUAAAGAGAGAACCCUGUAUUUAGUAAUAAAAGAUGAUAUUGACAUAUGUUCACUGAAGAGCUCACAUACUAAUACUGCUUAGGGCUCACAUACGAGCAAACUAUGGCAUUCAGUAAAGGAAAAUACUAAUAGUGGUUCAUUCCAUUGUA